AUGUCUGGCGGGGGAGAGACCCGUGUCCUCCGCCCGGACCAGGAGCCAGGCAGCGGCCAAGAGAGCCCCAGGAUGCCUGCGUGGAAGCGAGAGAUCCUGGAGCGAAGGAGGGCAAAGGGUGGUAGUGGUGGAGCCGGUGGAGGAGAUCUGAGUCCUGGUACAGUGCGAUACAACGGGAGCGCGGCUGCGGCUGUCAAUGGAUCCAAGCAAGACUGCCCUUCCACGGCUUCUGCUUUUGCCGCCGCUGGUGCGUGUGGUAACGGGAGAAAUUACACCAUCACCACGGCCAGCCAGCACUUCGCCAGCAACAAAGAAACAGCGCGACAUGAUGUGGAGAGGGCCACGUCGAAGGAGGCGGAUGGGGAGGAAAGCCUGGUGCUGCAGGAGAGCCUUGGCCCUCUGGAGGAAAACCCCUUCAUUAAACUGGAGAAGGAGAGGAGGAGACGGCAGGAUCGGGAGAACGCAGCGCGGCCUGUCCAGCACAUACUGGAGCUCUACGGCAGCGUUCCAGGCAUCCGGACCAUCAGAGCCGAAAACAUCAUCAUCAUCGAAUCCGACCCGGAGUAUUUUCCAGAGGGAGGGGGCGUAGACAGCGGCUCCAAAUGGCAGCAGAACGGCGUCAGCGCAUACAGCUCUCUGAAUGACCUUUUGGACCAGCGUGGGAGUGCCGUGACUGAGAUAAGAGCCAAGGAAGUGGUGAUUUACGACACCACGUUGAGCAAGAGCGAGGAAAACCUGAGCACGUUGGGCCGGCCCGAUCUCGAACCGCACGAGGAGAGCCAGGGCAGAGUCAGCCGGAUGUUGCAGAAAUUUGACAGCAACUACGGAAAGCUGCAAAAGAAAUCGCACAGCACGGAGAACCUGCUCGACUUGGAUUGUAGUAGUAGUGCCAGCAGCCGGCCCAGAUCUUGGUCCAAGCCAGAGGUGGUGCCAAAGCAACGGUUUGAACCAACGUUUCCGCUUUUUAAUGCAUCCAAAUUACCAAAGGCAGAACCGGAGAGCCCCCAGCAAACUCCCAACCACUCGGUGCUUUCGUUUCGCCAACGCUUACAAGAUGGAAGUCCGAGCAAGGAUGAAAUGGAUGGGCGACCGCCGGCAAAGUCCGCGAGAGAGCGAGAGUGGGACAGCGGUAGUCCAGACCCCAAACCCAAGGUGCCAUGUUCUCCGGAGAUACGCCAUUCCCGUGCAGAGUCCAGCCCGUCCAAAAUGCUCCGCACCACUCCGGACUUCGAGAUUCGGCCGUCGCCUAAACCUGAUCUCUCUGGAAUUCCGGACAAUGAUACGCAAGCUAGGGCCUUGGCCAAUUUGCGCCUCCAGUCCAAGAAUUCCUUCACUGUUAUUCCCAAGCGAAGACUUGAGACAAUGGGCUCGCCUGCUGCUAGUCCGCUCCCAUCUGGUCCAGCUAAAUUGUCCCCGAUACAGAGAGUAGCAACGGGAAGUGCUACAGGUGUGCCAACAUCCCCUACGUCCACAACCACAACAAAUGACUUUACGAAAGCCACACCAAUUAAAAGUCCGCCCAACAAAACAUCACCCAGCCCUGUUAAAAACGAAACGUCUAUAGCCAUGCAAAAAUCGCCAUCUUCGCCAACCAAACCAGUCGCAAAACCAGUCACAAUUCCUGCCGCCUAUCCCCAAACAUCCACUCCAAUACGGGAUAAAGAAAAGCAGGAAUCGCCAACCGGAAGUCCAACCAGUCCGCCUCCUCUCGCUUCUUCUCCAGUUUUGAUUUCGCCUCCAAGUUCUCCACGGGUCCCAGUUUCUCCCAGCGAAGCAACACCCACGUCCGACCAUCUCCCCAUCACGAACAUUGACGAUAUCGAGGUGGAAACUCCGGAGAAAGCCCCAGCUCCGAGUCCGCUGGUGCACAGGCGGAAGGGGAACACGUUUACGGUAGUUCCCAAACGGAGAGCGGAGACCGAGCCGUCGUCCGCCUCUCCGGAGCCCCAGGCCGAAGCUCCGGUCGAGGCUUCACCGGGCUCCACGCCGCCCCAGGCCCCAUACUCUCAGCUGGGCACACUACUGAAGAAGCGCUACCCAGCUGUGGAGGAAAUCGAGGUGAUCGGGGGUUACCAGGCGCUCGCCAAGUCCUGCCUGAUCAAGACGCCGUCUACAGGGAAGAAGCUGAAGAUUUCCUUCAACGAGUCGAGUCUGCAGAGCACCUACGAGUACCCGAGCGAGAGCAGCGCGUGGGACAGCGAGGAGGACGAGCGAGGGGACAGUCCCGACGAUCCGCCCAGUGUGGUGGGACGAAUCCACAUCCCCCGCGCCUCAGUCCCAGGCCAGACCAACGAUCUCUCGAACUACAUUCCCAAACACGCGGUGGACUACAGCACGUGGCAGGAGCAGAGGGAGGAGGAGAUUGCACACCGGGAAGAGCCGCAGCCCACGCACACGGACGACGUCAUGUUGACCCCAGCCGACAGCUCGUCCCUCUCAGACUUCAGCAGUGAACCAGCGCUGUACUUCUGA
Messenger RNA from Knipowitschia caucasica, 2472 nucleotides. The record is from the annotation of a GenBank genome assembly. NCBI's taxonomy places the organism in Eukaryota, Metazoa, Chordata, Actinopteri, Gobiiformes, Gobiidae.